CGCUCCUUGGUCUCAUUAUCUUCUCUCGGCCUCUGGAUUCGUUCUUCUGGGCUCGGAAUUGGACGUGCUUCAUCUAUCUUUAUGUUAUCCUCCGCGGUCAAGUCGACCUGCAGAAAAUAUGUCACGAAAUCGUCUUCGCUAGGUCUCCCGAGCACACCCAUCCCCUCGUCACCUUUCUCGUCUCUGUCAAAAUCAAAAUCAGCAUCGACAUACUCGUAUAAUGGUUGUCGGCGUACACUCGCGCGUUCGUUCGCCUCGUCCGUAACGAGGAGGAAUGACGUUCCUGAGACUGGGCUGGGCGAGGACGGGAUGAUGCCUCCGGAGAGGAUACGGAAUAUUGCUAUUAUUGCGCACGUCGACCACGGAAAAACCACCCUCGUGGACCAACUCCUCCGUCAAUCCGGUACCAUCAAACGUCUCUCCGCCCUCGAACAAAUCCAAUACACUCCUUCGGCCACCACCUCCACCGCGACCAAAGUAACCGCCGAUUCCUCCAUCGACGAUGGUUUCGUCACGCGGCUUAUGGACUCUAAUGACCUCGAACGCGAGCGUGGGAUCACCAUUUUGUCGAAAUGCACGAGUGUGAAUUAUAAGGGCAAUAUGAUCAAUAUCGUCGAUACGCCUGGACACGCGGAUUUUGGAGGGGAGGUGGAGCGUAUUAUGAGUAUGGUCGAUGGGGUCGCCCUUGUGGUUGAUGCGACGGAGGGACCGAUGACGCAGACGAGGUUUGUGUUGAGUAAGGCGCUGAAGAGGGGUUUAAAACCUCUGGUGGUUAUGAAUAAGGCUGACCGCCCCUCCGCUCGUCCGGCCAUGGUCGAGAGCGACUUAUUCGACCUAUUUGCCAUUCUGGGUGCAUCAGACGAUCAAAUGGAAUACCCUCUCCUCUACGCCUCCGCAAAACAAGGGUGGGCGACAACGGAACUUCCAGCAAACAACGAACCUCCACCUGGUGCCAUCACUGAGGACGGAGGAAGCAGCACGGCCAUGACCCCGCUCUUCGAAACCAUCAUGUCUCACGUCCCACCGCCGACGCACCUCUCCCGGACCGAUCCGUUCUCCAUGCUCACAGUCCAAGUGGAGAAUGAUCCCUUCGUCGGUGUCUUAUACCUCGGUAGGAUCCAUUCCGGCGUCGUAAGGGUGGGCGACACGCUCUGGGCUCUCGACAGCGAAGGCAACAAAGUCGGCGACGGAAAAGUCAAGAAACUCUACAGUCGCGCCGGACUCGAGCGUUUCGAACUCGAGGCCUCCGGAGCGGGCGAAAUCGUCAGUAUCGCGGGUAUCAAAGGCGGAGGCGUUAACGUCACGCUCGUCGCAUCUAAAGGCUGGGACGAGUCCGGCCCUCAACCACUCCCGACGACGCCUAUCGACCCGCCGACGAUCUCCAUCACCGUGUUUCCCAAUGAUUCGCCCCUGGCGGGUACGGAGGGCUCGAAGUUGACGUCGCAGAUGAUUCGGGAACGUAUCAUGAAGGAAUCACAGACGAAUGUCGCACUGAACGUUCUUCCCGGUCCUUCCGCCGAAUCACUCGAACUUCGCGGUCGUGGUGUGCUUCAUCUUGGAGUUCUCCUUGAGACUAUGCGCCGCGAGGGUUUCGAGCUUAGCGUUGGAUCUCCUAAAGCCGUCAUGAAGCCCGACCCGGAGGACCCGAGCAAGGUUUUGGAGCCGAUAGAAGAGUGUACGAUCCUGGUGAGGGAGGAGUAUGCGGGUACGGUGAUUCAGAAGUUGACGAUGAGGAGGGGUGAGGUGGUUAGCUACGAUGAGGCGGAGCCGGGUUUCGUGAGGAUCGUUAUUGAUGUACCAGCAAGGGGCCUGAUUGGGUACAUGGCUGGGGAGUUUAAGAACGACGUACAUGGAGAAGGGACUAUCAACCAUAUCUUCAAGUCGUAUCAACCGCAUAAGGGCGAGAUCGAUACUGGAAGGAAUGGAGCGUUGAUUUCUAUGGCUCGUGGCGAGACAUCGGGAUACGCUAUGGCGCCUCUUCAGGCUCGUGGUGUCAUGUUCAUCCACCCACAAACCCAAGUCUACCCCGGCCAAGUCAUCGGUGAAUGCUCCAAGGCCCAAAAUAUCACGGUCAACCCUUGCCUGAAAAAGGAACUCACGAACUUCCGAUCCGCAGGCGCGGACGAGAAGAUCGUCCUCGCGUCGCCGAGGAUCAUGAAUCUGGAGGAGAGCAUCGCGUAUAUGGGAGACGAUGAGUUGGUCGAGAUUACGCCGUUGCAUAUUAGGUUGAGGAAGGCGGAGUUGGAUCCUAGGAAGGCGUUGGCAGGGAGUAAGAAGAAGCCUGGGAAGUAGAUGGUGAAGGAGCAACGGUUUACAGGGUUCUAUACCCUACCAUCCACUAAUUCUCACUCAAAAUUAGCUUUGCAUCAUUAUUUAUCUACUUCAUUUCAUGUUAGACGUAUCGGAUGUAGACAUAGAUUCACGGCUAAUCGACAAACACCACCACCGCUCUGUUGCUCG
This is a messenger RNA of Stereum hirsutum FP-91666 SS1, 2460 nucleotides long. RefSeq names its product GTP-binding protein TypA. The coding region runs from base 82 to 2292 and encodes 736 amino acids. Gene Ontology annotation, cellular component: cytosol; ribonucleoprotein complex. The record is from RefSeq and is a predicted model, not a curated record. The transcript is spliced from 6 exons. NCBI's taxonomy places the organism in Eukaryota, Fungi, Basidiomycota, Agaricomycetes, Russulales, Stereaceae. Gene Ontology annotation, molecular function: GTPase activity; GTP binding.